CACGCGCCGGAGCUGAGGUCGCCCCUGCCUGCCGAGUAAACACCACGAAGUGGAACGCGUCCAUUGGCUGGUGGUAAAGUCGAGCUGCGUUCAUUGGCAGCAGGUAAAGUUCAACUGCGCGUGGAGCUGUACCAAUCCGUCCCGGCGCGCUCUCUCGCAGCAGCAGCAGCAGCUCCCCGCCGGCGGCUGCCGCUGUGGCGCGAGGCGCCACCGCCGUCGCCCAGCGCCCAGAGACCUCGCGGGGGCUCUCCUCUGCGCGGCCACUCCGAUCCACCUCUUCAUAGUUUUCGUUUCCCACCAAUUUCCAACGUCUCUUCUCACUUUCCAACAUGUUCUGCUUUUGAGUCAUCUUCUCCUGCUCCGCAUGGCCGAUGUCUUGAUGUAGAGCACGCAAGAUGAAUAGAGUCAUAGCCACCGGAGGUUCUUCAAUGGAAUACCACCAAAGUGUCCAGCACAACAACCACAAUUCAAAUGCCUACUCUGGAUAUCCCGAACACAACCGCAAUGCAAAUGCCUACUCUGGAUAUCCCCAAUACAACCCCAAUUCAAGUGCCUACUCUGGCUAUCCCGAACACAAUUCCAAUUCAAGUGCCUACUCUGGCUAUCCCGAAUACAACUCCAAUUCAAAUGCCUACUCUGGCUAUCCCGAACACAACUCCAAUGCAAGUGCCUACUCUGGCUAUCCCGAAAACAACCGCAAUGCAAAUGCCUACUCUGGCUAUCCCGAAAACAACCGCAAUGCAAAUGCCUACUCUGGCUAUCCCGAACACAACCGCAAUGCAAAUGCCUCCUCUGGCUAUGCCCAAUACAACCCAAAUGCAAAUGUCGAGCCUGACUAUCCUCAAUACAACUUCAACCAACAGCCAUACCCCAUGACAAGCGCAAUCGCCUACCCCCCUCCGUACGAGCGCUCUGCGAGUGGACUCGGCUCCAACGACUCACCACCACCACCCCCCGUGCAGAAUUACGAGAAUUUGUCGGUGGUGGAUGACCGCGUGAGUGAGUCGGGGAGCGCAGGGAACGAGACGGCGAUGCAUUUCUCGGAGAAGUCUAUCCGCCACGCAUUCAUCAGGAAGGUUUACGCCAUCCUUAUGGCACAACUGAUUGUCACAAUUGGUAUCAUCUGCGCGUUUAUUUAUUGGGAAACGCUCAGGAACUGGUCCAGUGACGUUCCGUGGCUCGUUUAUGCUUCAAUACCGGCUACGUUCAUCCUGCUCGUGUGCUUGUCCUGCUGCAGCGGGAUUCGCCGUAAAGCUCCCUGUAACUUCAUCUUCCUGCUGCUCUUCACCCUGCUGGAAGGGGUAUUGCUGGGAUCUGUGUCUUGCUACUACUCGGCCGCCUCGGUGAUGUGGGCAGCGGGCAUCACCGCCUUCAUCUCCCUGGGCCUCACCAUCUUCAGUUUCCAGACCAAGAUUGAUUUCACGAUGAAGUCCGGGAUAAUGUUCGUGUUUCUCAUGGCGCUGCUGUCGUUUGGAUUAAUGUGCGCCAUUCUACGCAGCGACUGGGCCAACAUCGCUUAUGCCACACUUGGCGCUCUCAUCUUUGCAGUCUACCUCGUGAUCGACACGCAGCUCAUGAUGGGAGGGAAUCACCGCUACAGCCUGAGUCCCGAGGAGUACAUCUUCGCGGCACUCAACCUCUACAUCGACAUCGUCAGCAUCUUCCUCUUCAUCCUCACCAUCUUCCAGCGGUGAAGUCGGCACCGCCCGAACGAGAGGCGCGUCCUGACGACGUCCACCGUUCGCGAUUGUCCUCGAAGGAAAUCAACAAAUCUGUCCAUGUCUCUAAAUUUGUCUUAUUUCCAUUGUUACAAAAAAUUAUGUUUAGACAUUCUAUAAUUGCAAGUUUAGAGCAUAAAACCUAUAUUUUGGGGUCUUUCGGUAAAGCCACGUCGAUAGGUUCAAAGAAAAUGCAAAAAACUACGUUCCAGUCUGAUGACGACCGCUUGUGUCGCGAUGUCGUAGUUUUUUUUAUUUUUGCAAUUUUCUUUGAACCUAUCUACGUGACUUUACCGAAAGACCCAAAUAAUAUGCAUUCCUGCAGUCACGAAAGCUUUAAGUCAAGACAUAAAACCUACUUUUAAACAUUAUGAUCUGUGGUAAUGUAAAUAAGUUGUCGCGAUGCGCUACUGCAAUGAGUGAUUAUAGUCUCAUAAUGAUCUAUUUAGGCGUUUGACAUUGAUACUUGUGUGGAACAUUAUUAUGGAACAUUGUUUACUGUGGGUAGUACUAAUCAGGGUUUCUUAACAUCGUGCUGAAGCAAUUCUACCAAUAUAUUUACGAAUGAACUGCAAAUAUUGAUUUCAA
Lethenteron reissneri (Far Eastern brook lamprey) is the source of this 2306-nucleotide messenger RNA. Its product is annotated as protein lifeguard 2-like. The record is from RefSeq and is a predicted model, not a curated record. Lineage: Eukaryota; Metazoa; Chordata; Hyperoartia; Petromyzontiformes; Petromyzontidae. Gene Ontology annotation, cellular component: membrane.